This is a messenger RNA of Orbicella faveolata, 1063 nucleotides long. RefSeq lists its product as uncharacterized. Lineage: Eukaryota; Metazoa; Cnidaria; Anthozoa; Scleractinia; Merulinidae. The record is from RefSeq and is a predicted model, not a curated record.
AUGGCUGAAUUAACAAAGGGGUCUUACAAAAAAGUGGCCUGGGAACUGAGUGUUGGAAUUAUCCAACUGAUAUUGGGAUGUCUUUGCAUACCAGGGCCGAAAGGAUCAAGUUUUGUUUACGCAAAUCAAGACGAUGAAAAAGUUCGCAAGUUGGAGAAAAAAGUUUUCAAACUGGAAAGCGAGGUUACCGUUCUGGAAACAGCGUUGGCAGACUUAGCGAAAAGACUUCUGGUUGUGGAGCAGAAACCAGAAUUACUGCCACCAAAAGCGUCAGCCAUUUUUCCGAACCCUUCAAACGAACCCGAACUUCAUGCUCAGCAUCCAGUUCACAGCCAACAACAAACCACCGUGUACGUAACAAAAGAUCUGGGCAUGCCUCCGCCGAAUCCCGUGCCCCAGUACGGCCCGGACAAGAUUGUCAUACCAAUUUCCUCUCUCUACCCUGGAGGGGCAAGUAGUGUAAGCAUACCUUCCUCCUCCCAACAUGUAGAAGUCGGUCGUCAAGAGACCAAAGGUGGGUUUGUACAGCGACUGAUAAAGAUAUCUUCCCCUUUAUACACUAUCUCGUUUCAUUUUGUAGCGAUCUGCAUGCCAAGAUGUCAAAAUGGUGGAAGAUGCUUUCACAGAAACAUUUGCAGAUGUCCGACCUUUUUCACGGGGGACCAUUGCGAGCGGUUCUCUCUCAGGGACCUGCUGGAAAGCCCAGCCCCUCGAGAAAGGCCCUACAGAAAGCUCCAACGAUUAGUGGUCUCCGAACCGCCAGACCGACAAGUGAUAGAUGGAACCUUAAACUUGGAUCCAGGUUCCCCAGCACUCGAAUACAGAGACUUGAAUCAGGAUCUGGUGCCUGGUAAAGAAUACGUUGCUAAGCAACAAGCAGUCGAAGUUGCGUCGCCUAGCAACGGUGCAGAAGUCGAUGGCCCUGCCAGGAGAAGGCAAUUGAUUCUCGAAAUCUAGGGAAAGUUCUCUCUGAACAUAAAUUUAAAUUGAUUGCAACAAUCUAUAGUUUAGGGUUUAGGGGAAAAAUGUCGCGAGUUGUGUGCAUUUUUUCUGGCAGACAUUU